Messenger RNA from Nicotiana tabacum (common tobacco), 3892 nucleotides. Its product is annotated as F-box/kelch-repeat protein SKIP30. NCBI's taxonomy places the organism in Eukaryota, Viridiplantae, Streptophyta, Magnoliopsida, Solanales, Solanaceae. Gene Ontology annotation, molecular function: protein binding. The record is from RefSeq and is a predicted model, not a curated record.
UAAAUCUUGCCUUCUAUUCUCACACUGCACAAACUACCAACCAAAAUACACUGUAAUUUUUUAAUUCUCAUUAAAACUGUCGAAAUCACAUACAUAAAUUUCCCUAUGUUAUCAAACUUAGUCAAAAAAAAAAAAUUAUGCGUGUGAUAAAAGCCAAGCAAAUUCCUAUGUUAUCUUCUUUGAACUGUAAUCUCAAGGCCGACUGCUAUCUUCUUGACCUAGUAGGUAAAUGCUAUUUUCAGUUCCAUUACAAUCAUAUGUGAAUCUUUGAUUAUUUCGAUUUCAAUCAUAGUGUAGAUUGGUUCUUUCCCAGAAUCUGAAACACAUCAAGAUUUAUUCUUUUCUGUUCUUUUACUUUAAUGUUAGAUGAUUGGAGCUUCAAUCAGGGGAAUUUUUAGGUACUCCAACACAUUGUACCUUUUUUUUUUUGUGAUAUUAAGAUGGGGUUUUGGGGUUCGCUCAAAGUCUUUAAUCACUAUAGUGAUUGAGUUAUGGGAGCUCAAGGGAUGUAGGGAAAUGGGAAAAAAACAGUAAGGGAAAGAUUGAGUCACAAAUGAAGUGAAAUUAGGAGAAAAGUUUAGCAAAUUCACUUCAUUGAUGGAGCAAUAUCUUUAAAACUAUAAAGAGUAUAGGAAAGAUCAAGAACUAGUGGGGAUGGGGAUGCUUAUAAUAUGUCUCUAAGCUCUUGUAGGAAUGGAAAAUGGUUGUAGAAACUCAGGGUAUACACACUCGCAUGUCUAUUUCCUUGGCAUGUAUCAUAUUCUUGCUCUGAGGUUUACUUCUUUGGCAUUCAUCACACUCCUGCACUUGCACCAUCUUAUUGUUUAGGCUAAUUCAAAACUGGCUUUAGUUUCUAUUGAAUUGAUUUUCUUUUUUGAUUUAACCAUCCAGUAUCCAGUAUCCGGAAUCCACUGGCCCAGCUAAUUCGGAUUUCGCCCCGAGUAAGGCCCAAUUAAAGGGGAAACAUUCCCUACUAGUUUUUUCCAUUCUUAGGUAUCGAAUUCGAGACCUUUGGUUAAGGGUUAAGGGGUCCAUCCAUCCUCCACACUCCAUAGUGGUCCUAUUGAGUUUGAGUGCGCACCAACAACUGAAGCAUGCAUGAAUUCUAUAAGCUGUUUCCUGUGUUUCCUGCGUUUCCUGUGUUUCCUGCGUUUCCUGCGUUUGCCUGGCAUUGCCACCCAUGUCUUUCCUUGAUAUUUGAGCUCCCUAUCCUGAGGAGUUACAUGAGAAAUAGGAUGUUGAUUAAUGCUUGGGUUGUAAUACCCUUGAUUGUGUCAUCAUCUAGCCAUAGUCUUCUAUGACUUCCGUAUCCAUGUUGGUUGCCACUUGUUUAUAGCGUUGCAAGUAGAGUGUUCUACAACCCUUACUGAUUGUGCAUCAACUGUAUCAUUCUCAUCUGUUUUUCCAUAUUGGAUCUCAUAGCUUAGUUCCAAUAGUUCGGCCAACCCUUCACGUUGAGAUAAUGUUUGCGUCCUUAGAUACUUUAAGCUGAAAUGAUCAAUCUUGAUGAUAAAAUGAAACAGGUGUACAUGUUGUCUACAUUUUAUUACAGCUAGUGAGAGGUCUAUGAGCUCUUCUCCAUAGGUCGGGAGACCUUGAUGUUUGAUGCUAAGUGCUUGACAAGGAAAUGUAAUAGGUUUCCCUUCUUGCAUCACCACAUUAUGCGUCCUUUUACUUUUUGUUAUGCACUUUUACAAUAGAGGUUUUGGUAAAAUCCGGAGUUGUGCCUAUAUCAUGGCCUUUUUGAGGUCUAGGAAUACAGUGGCGGCUUCAUGGGAUCCGUGCAGAAACAUCCCUUCUUCAGUAGGAACAGUAAGGGGCCUGCUGACCAGUCCAUAACUUCAAUUAAGUCUUCUGUAAUAGAAUAUGAGGUCAAGGAAUUCGAUCAGCUCCUUGAUUGAGAGGGCAAUGGCCAAUUGUGCUUUCUUUUCUCCACUUCUGCUAACUUCUUUCAAGUAGCUACUUGCUUGGCUUCAAAGCCUUACCGUUGCUUCACUACGGUCAGUUUCACUUCUUCCCAAAGUUAAUAUAUGUCCCAACUCCCAAGUGUCCCGUGGACUUCUUUGGCGGCAAGUGAUGCCCCUUAGCCACUCUAGCACAAUCUCAAGUGCCGAAUGAUCUGCAAAGGAGAAGCUGCAGGCUACAACAUCCAGGAAACAUUUCUCUCAUACUUUCUAGAGAGAUUGUUGUGACUCUGCCAUGUAAUAACACUUUUAAUAAGCUAGAAGUGCUUGAUGAGGCGAUCAGAGAUUCUGCUGCUCUGAGUUGACGCCAGCCAACAGUAGUGCACCACAAUCAUUAUUUGCUGAUAAAAAUAGAUGCAAGCUUGGUGGUUAUGACUGCACUCUUUGAAGGUCUUCCCAAUGCUGUUGCCCUUAGGUGCAUUGCACGGGUUCCGUUCCACCUUCAUCCAAAGUUAGAGCUUGUUUCCCAUUCCUGGAGAGCUGCCAUUAGAAGUGCCGAACUAUUUAAAGCGAGAAAGGAGGUCAACUCGUCUGAAGAGUUUUUAUGUGUAUUUGCAUUUGAACCUGAAAACUUAUCACAGCUUUAUGAUCCUAUGCAUGACCGUUGGAUUACUCUCCCUAUUCUCCCCUCAAACAUCAGUCAUCUUGCUCGCUUCAGUGUCGCUUCUACUGCUGGAAAGCUGUUUGUUUUAGGCGGUGGCAGUGAUGCUGUGGAUCCAUUGACAGGUGACCAAGAUGGGAUUUUCGCGACUGAUGAGGUCUGGUCAUAUGACCCUGUAACACGUGUAUGGAAUCGGCGUGCAUCUAUGAUUUUCCCUCGUGCCAUGUUUGCUUGUUGCGUGUUGGAGGGGAAGAUAAUUGUUGCAGGGGGUUUUACUAACUACAGGAAAUCAAUAUGUAACGCGGAAAUCUAUGAUCCAGAAAAGGAUGUCUGGGUUCAAUUACCCGAUCUCCAUCACGCGCACAAUUCCGCAUGCUCAGGAGUGGUUGUUGGCGGUAAAGUUCAUGUCUUGCAUAAAGGUUUAUCGACUAUUCAGGUUUUGGAAAAUGUCAAGCAAGGUUGGACCGUUCACGAGUAUUCUUGGCUCCAGGGUCCAAUGACUGUCGUUAGGGAAAAGCUUUAUGUUAUGAGCAAUUGGUUCAUUUACAAGCAGGAAAAAGAAGUAAGAGAGAUGGUAGUUUCAGCAUCUGAGUUUCGUAGAAGAAUUGGGUUUGCUAUGAUAGGGCUUGGAGAUGAUAUUUAUAUAGUUGGAGGGGUUAAUGGACCGGAGCAUUGGAAUUGUAACAUCAAAGUGUUGUCUGAUGUUGAUGUAUUGACGCUUGGAAAUGAGAGGUUGGUGUGGCGUAAGGUUGCUCCAAUGACAAGGUGCAGAGGGACAAUCCUUGCCUGCACACAGCUGAGAAUUUAGGACAUGCAUAAUGUGGAUGAAAUUCAAUGCAGUGUUUUAGGGUAAGUGCUACAAUGAACAAUUGACAAUAAAACGGCUACUAGUUGUAGCACACAGCGUACUGGUGAAUAGGAAAAACGAAUUAAGAUUACUAAUGACGGAUGGAAGUUAGAGGGUGAACGUGUUAGGUGCCUUCUCUCCUUCGCCGUAGACUGAAUAUGAUGGGAAUCUUAUCUGAAACGACCUUUGUGAGCUGUCUCGGCUUAGCUAUUAGCUGUCUAAAAGCUAUGGGAAAUAAAAUCCCAUGCCAGAAACGCGGAAGAAACGAGAUGUUCAGCUUUCUUGCACCCUGCUUGCCUAAUGUGUAAAUCCUAUUGCUUUCAGCUGCUGAGUUCUUAGAGGAAUGAAGUUCAGUUCGUACUUUGAGAACUAUGAGAUUUUAACAUCUAUUUGCAUUUGCAUUAAUGAGCACUAUAGUGCUAAAUACUUGGUUACUUCAGUCCUGCUUUCGUUGCUUAAGGGGCAUUAUUUUGUCGACUG